AUGUAUCCUCAAACAGGUGCUCAAAUCCCUAUGGCACCACCCCAAAAGCCUGAAACUUUUAUGCUCUCCUCCGAAGCACAGCGAAGCCUGCCUCACGACGCGCAAGUUGCCCUUCAGCAAGUGGAUAAUCUGAAAUAUUUCCUUCUGUCAGCUCCCGUUGACUGGCAACCGGAUCAACUCAUUCGACGCUUUUUGCUUCCCACAGGCGACUAUGUCUCUUGUGUUUACUGGAGUGGCCUUUUCCACAUCUCCGGUACCGAUAUUGUCCGAUGUCUCGCAUUUCGAUUCCAAGCCUUUGGACGUCCGGUGAAGAACUCGAAAAAGUUUGAGGAGGGCAUUUUCUCGGAUCUACGAAAUCUCAAGGCCGGCGUAGACGCGGUCCUGGAGGACCCAAAGAGCCCGUUCCUGGACUUCUUGUACAAAAACAACUGUAUUCGGACGCAAAAGAAGCAAAAGGUGUUUUACUGGUACGGCGUGCCCCACGACCGGCUAUUCCUCGAUGCAUUGGAACGGGACUUGAAGCGCGAGAAAAUGAACCAGGAGGCCACCACGGUCGCAGUCAGUGAACCGGCCAUGUCCUUCGAAUUCGACUCGUCCCAGUCUCUGUACGAGCAAUUGACCAAGUCACAACAAGUGAAUAUGAACUCGUUCGCUGCGCACGCAAGUACGACAUAUGGCCAGCCCAACUCCCCCGUGGUUCGGACCGUUGACGCAAUGCCUCCUCCGCAGAUGGCUCCCCCAGCGAUCCCCCUGCUCCAGGACUCUGGGAAUCAGAUGUACAGCCAGCCUCAGAUGCCCCUUUCGAACAAUCUAGUCCAGAGCAUCAUUAAGCGCGAGCAGGACUACGGCCCCAUCCAGUACGAUCGUCACGGAAUGCCCAUCUCCCGCCCCCAUCAGCGCCAUUCUUCCAUGCCGACCUUCUAUGAGUACUCUCCUGCCCCAUCCUUCGUAUCUUCGCAAUAUGAGGAUUACAGCAAUCGCGGCCUGUCCUUCGAGCCAGUCACACCGCCGCAGCAUUCGGUCGGACUCGGAGGGGAACCAGCUUACAUCGCCAACGAAGACACUGGACUUUACACAGCGAUCCCAGAUAUCUCAAGUGGACCCGCCUACCACCCUAUGAUGCAGCUGCCUCCUUCGAAUCUGUCUAGUGCUCAGUAUCAGCCUGCGCCCCGGUCCUUCUCAGCAAACCCGUAUCCUGUCAUCGAGGGAUCCCCGACAUACAAACAGCGCAGACGUAGGUCAUCUAUCCCGCCCAGCACCGGUGCUGUCGCACCCAGUGGCGCAGUUCAUGCCCAAUCGACAACUCCAGGACCUCAGUCGACCUCCUACGCUGCUCACAGACCAAGUGAUCUGCGGCGUUCGGUUUCUAGCUCAGUCGCUCCAGUUGCAGAGGGGGAUGAAGCUGCCCAGGAAAUCGCUCGGACUUACCCAAGUGCGAUGCUGCCACAAAAGGAUCUUCUUCAUGAGAUGUCCCGUCAUAGCACGCCGUUGCAGAACCUAGAUCAGAGCACCGCACAACAUCCAGGCUCAAUGGCAAACCAAUCCAACGAUCUGACAUCUCUGCCAAGCAGUGCUGCCAUCGAGACUGCGGUUUCAAAUACUACUAGUCGGUCCGAGCGUUCGGCGCCUGGUCCUACUCGGAGAGCCAGGAGUGCAACUAUGAUGGAGUUGGGACCGUAUCCAACCAAGGCGCAUUCUUGCCCCAUCCCGUCAUGCGGUAGAACCUUCAAGAGAUUAGAACACCUCAAAAGACACGUGAGAACUCACACACAAGAGCGUCCGUACCCAUGCCCUUAUUGCAGCAAAGCUUUCUCGAGGUCCGAUAAUCUUGCUCAACAUCGUCGGAUCCACGAAGCGCAGCAGGAUGGUCAGACUGUUGCCCCAACUGACGAGGAUCUGGAGAAUGAAGCGCAUGAAUUCGGUUCCCCCAGGGAAGACAUGUCCCCACCGGAGCCCGCUCACACAAUGAUUGGCAUGCCCAACAUGACGUCGAUGGCAGCUCCCUUGAGCAUGCCGUCCGCCCUGACCGGCAUGCCUACUUCACACAUGAUCGCCCCGCAACUUCUCCAGCAACACAUGUGA
Penicillium egyptiacum is the source of this 2082-nucleotide messenger RNA. NCBI's taxonomy places the organism in Eukaryota, Fungi, Ascomycota, Eurotiomycetes, Eurotiales, Aspergillaceae. The record is from the annotation of a GenBank genome assembly.